AUGAUCCCUGCUUGUUUCAGCCAACCCAACACACCAUCAAGCUCAGGUAUUUCCCAACAGUUACAAAACGUUGUAACACGCAUAUACCAAACACAACUUUGCAAUAACAACAAUAACACAACGUGCCUCACUCUAAGCUGGUCAAGAACACUUUUUUCUCAUUCUUUAACCAUUUAUGCACCACAGACAUUCUCCAUAACCAUACCUCUAAGGCCACCAACUUUCCCAUUCUUCAGAACAAGACCAGGAUCGAAAUCCAUCUACCUCGCCGGGCGGAAACAGAAGCCAUCACAGAAGAUCAAGAUUUACUGGGAUUUCUCCAAUGCAAGAUUCUUCCAGAACCAUGCUGAGCCAGAGUCAUGCUUCUACCUAGCAAUAUGGUGCAAUGGAAGGCUUGAAUUAUUUCUUGGUGAUCUCAUUCAGAAUCAACAAGCACCCUGUGAUCAGGUUCUGCUUUCCAGAAGAGAGCAUGUGUUUGGAACAAUGAGUUAUGUGUCAAGGGGUGUGUUCUUGGGUUCUAAACAUGAGAUAGAGAUUGAGUGCAUCAAUAAUGGAGGGGUGUUAAGAGUGAAAGUGGACGGUGAAGUUUGCUUGGUUGUGAAGAGGCUUGCAUGGAAGUUCAGAGGGAAUGAGAAGAUCUUCAUUGAUGGGGUAGAAGUUGAGUUCUAUUGGGAUGUGCUGCGUUGGGUGGUUAAUAAUAGCAAUGGUGGAAAUGGGAAUAAACAUGGCCAUGGUGUGUUUGUGUUUCAAGUUGGUGAUGGUGCUGUAUGGCCUGAAAUGGUGGGUCCAGAGAAAAGGUUGAUGAGGAAGAGCUUGCCCGGAAGCACUACGGUGGGGGCACCGUCGGUGCUGCCAUUGCUGUCGCCGGCGUUGAGUUCAGGAGUGUUGCAGUGGGCAGAGGAGAGUAGUGAUGGAGGGCGGAGCUCAUGUUCUUCAUCAACAAGGUCUUGUGGUGGUAAUGGUAAUGGUGGUGGGUUCUCUUUGUUGCUCUAUGCUUGGAGAAUAGAAUAA
Molecule: messenger RNA, 1011 nt
Organism: Arachis stenosperma
Lineage: Eukaryota; Viridiplantae; Streptophyta; Magnoliopsida; Fabales; Fabaceae
Exons: 1
Coding region: 1-1011 (336 amino acids)
Source: RefSeq, a predicted model, not a curated record